Molecule: messenger RNA, 364 nt
Organism: Sinocyclocheilus grahami
Lineage: Eukaryota; Metazoa; Chordata; Actinopteri; Cypriniformes; Cyprinidae
Product: tRNA (cytosine(34)-C(5))-methyltransferase-like
Exons: 3
Coding region: 32-316 (94 amino acids)
Biological process (GO): tRNA methylation
Cellular component (GO): nucleus; cytoplasm
Molecular function (GO): tRNA (cytidine-N5)-methyltransferase activity; tRNA binding
Source: RefSeq, a predicted model, not a curated record
CAAAUUUAAAUAAUAAUAAUGAAGUAGCAAAAUGCUGUUAACCUUUCUGCAGGUUAUAAACACAGGCGUGAAGGUCUGGUCCAGAAAUACUGAUGGAGAACAGUUCGGUUGUGCUUUCAGACUGGCUCAGGAGGGUAUUUACACGCUGUGUCCAUACAUCAGAGCCCGAAUCAUCAACAUCUGCGUGGAGGACGUGAAGGUGCUCCUCACGCAGGAGAACCCCUUCCUCAGGAAACUUGGAGAUGAUGCUCACAAUCAGGCCAAGAAACUUGGAAUGGGCAGCAUUGUUUUAAGAUACCUACCAGAUCCAAAGUAAGUGCUCAUGUUCUCAGUCCAUAUUAUUACAACACGGUUAUUAAACAAG